AGUUCCAAUAAUUUGUAAAAAGUAAACAUGUCAAAAAUUAUCUCUAGUCACAAUAUUACAGAAUAUAUAAUUAUUUAUUUACAAAAUAACUGAAAUAAUCAUGUUUUGUCCCCAUAAAAAUUCUUAUUUGCAACUUGUAUGCGCUAUGAAUCCCAGAGUAAUUAACAAGGCUGUAGACCAUGCUAUGGAAAGAGCUCACUUCGAUCCUCAUACAGAGUUGCCACCUGCUCAAAGAUUAGAAUCUAUGCAACCUUCACUGUACGCUCCGCAUGUGGAUAUAACGAGAGCUCAACUCGGCUUUGGGAGGAUUGGCCUCAGACUUCUAAAUCGAGCGUUACAUUCGACGGAUAACUUAGAGCAGUUGCAGGCAUUGCAUAGUGUGCUCGAUCAGGUACAAAUAUCAGAAAACGCAAUGUUUCUUAUCGACUUGCAGCUUGUAUACCGACUAAUAGACUUGAUGUUAGAUCGCGAUCCGAUUAUUAAAGAAAAGGUUUGCCUCAUACUUACCAGUCUAGCGACUUACUACCAAGGUAGGAAACGCAUUAUGUCAAGACCAGUCAUCAUUGAAAACCUCAUGCGGCUUAUAAUGAGAGACCGCAAGGAAAUACGAUACGCAGCAUCGUACACGCUGAAGACGUUAGCAAGAGAUAGAUGCGCCUGUGAGGUGAUAAUGCAAAAUGAACAAAUUAUUGAAAAUCUUCUCAAAAUGGUCAAGAGCGAUCACACAGGGAUCGUACUUUUGCAUCUGGCAACAUUGAUAAACCUCGUCGAAUGGGACCCAGUUAGAGCCUUGAAGGCCAAUGCCUUCCAAGUCAUGCUAAGUUUGUUCGAGAAUAGAGAUCCACGGAUUGUAAGCAAGGCUAUGGACUGCAUGUCACAGCUGUGCAAACACGACGUUGGCAAAAUUCUAGCAGACGAUUAUGACCUGACAUUUGUUUUGCGUCGUUUUAUAAAAUCUCCUCAUAUCGAAGUGGUUAUUAGCGCAGUUGGUCUAAUGGAAUAUACCACACUGACCACACGAUCGAAGUGGCGAGCUAAAGAAGCUUGCAACGAGUUAACAAGUCGCUUGGUACAUUUAUGUUGCACACACAACAAGCCUUUGCUGCAAAUGCGAUGUAUGCAAGUAUUGAUCAAUCUUUGCGACUCCCCAGACAUUAGAAAUCACAUGAAGUUCUAUUGGGAGAAAAAGGUGAAGACGAUAAAGAUCAGGACCCACGAAGAGUGGGAUGGAACUUCGGAGACGUCGAGUUAUGGACUAGAAACAGCACACAAUUACAGAACGAUGUGUAUAGAAAAGGUUGAAACGAUAAAGAAUGAUUAUGGAGAUAAUGCUGAGGUUGUCAACGUGCACAGUUAUUUGCGAACAGUUCUAGAAAUAAAAGAACGUUUACUUCGUGCAAUCAAUUGGAAACCUUAUAAAAAUUAAAUAAAAACACCACAAAAGUGGAAAAAAAUUCAAUAUUUGUCGUGUAUAUGAUCUACGUUUUUCAGAACGUAACUAUAUGUCAUGUAUAAAUGAGGCACUGUGCACAUAUUAUUCUUGAUUUUUGAUUAACUGCUUUCCUAUUCUGUUCGCCUGGUACUACUGGAUGGAAAGUGAGAAAAACCAAACCGAAAUAUUGGAAGUUCUGUGCCAAAACUUUGUUAAUAGUAUUUUUUAUGAAUAGUAUUUAUUUAUGUGGAACAUUUUAAUCAAACAAUGAUAAUGUAUAUUUAUGCGUUUAUUAGUUUAAAAUUGUUGAAACAAAAAUACAUUAUAAUACACUAGUUGAGCUACGUUUUGUUUCAUUAAAUACAUUUUUGUGCGUCCUAUGGCGGAUUUAUAGCAACUUCAGUCGUUACUGCACGCAGAUGUCACAAUUAUAGAAUAUCAACAAAAGGCCCUUCACACAUUAUGAUACUUACACAUUUUGUUACGUAUAUUCUACAUAUCUGGUACUAAUUGUUAGUUUUUCUAUUAGUGUAACGGGCUAUCUCUACAUUAAGUCAUAUGUUAUCGAAGAAUGGUUGACAAUAUGUGAUAUUGUACAUAUAACGGGGACAUUAUAUAUGGUGUUAGAGGACUCACAAUGGUGAAAUUUAGUAGAAGGUCCACGAAAUUAUGAUAAUAAAAAUGUGAUCAACUCUUAAGGUAUGGGGAAAGGUGCUAAAAUUACUACAAUUCGAGGGAUAUAACUUAUGGAUUGCUUAUUACGACUAGUGAAUGACCAACAAAUAGUACCCAUUACUAGAUGUUACGAAUUUCAUAAGGUGUGAACAGAUAUUCUUGCAUUUCUAAUACAAUAUUCUUAGUUACAGCCGUUCCAAUAUCAUUUACUUAUGCUUAACACAGUUCUAGAAGUCUGUUACAAUUUUGCCGAUAAAAAUCUUAUAAUUAUUUGCAUUGCAUUACUUGCAUCAUUUAUCAGUAUUUUACAUGUUUAAAUAUCUAAAAGUGCAUUAUUUUGAAUAGGUACAUUCAUAUUUAUAGUUAUAUAUACAUCCAAAACUUUAUAAGUACAGGUAAAAUCAGAAUAAGUAUGUUUAUUAUAUAGAAGAACAAUAUUUGAGCCCGUUGAAGACAUUGACGAAAUACUGUUUCUAAAAAUAGUAAUAAAUCAGACGAAAAUGGAUACAAAACACCGUAAAAUUUGACUUUAUUUCUCCAUAUAACAUUACAAAAUAUAGAUCUAAUAUUACAAUACAAAAUAUAUAAGAGCAGUAAAACCUUUGCUAGGUGAUGCAGUAAGAAUACAACAUGUCAUAAUAUCACCACCAGGAUAUUAAAGCCGUCAAGAGGUAAAUACUUCAGGAUAAGAUAUGGAAAACUGGGAGUAACGCCUUAUGUCAUACAUACUGCCGACUGGCUAUUAUGUUAACAGUAGGUUAAAAUCGUUUUAUAGAAUUAUUCUUU
Messenger RNA from Achroia grisella, 2893 nucleotides. RefSeq lists its product as uncharacterized. The record is from RefSeq and is a predicted model, not a curated record. The transcript has 3 exons. NCBI's taxonomy places the organism in Eukaryota, Metazoa, Arthropoda, Insecta, Lepidoptera, Pyralidae. The coding region runs from base 101 to 1426 and encodes 441 amino acids.